Messenger RNA from Acanthaster planci (crown-of-thorns starfish), 3808 nucleotides. Its product is annotated as beta-1,3-galactosyltransferase 1-like. Gene Ontology annotation, biological process: protein O-linked glycosylation. NCBI's taxonomy places the organism in Eukaryota, Metazoa, Echinodermata, Asteroidea, Valvatida, Acanthasteridae. Gene Ontology annotation, molecular function: hexosyltransferase activity. The record is from RefSeq and is a predicted model, not a curated record. Gene Ontology annotation, cellular component: Golgi membrane.
GUUUUUAGGGAGAAAGAAAACUUGCUACUAGAACUUUAGCGAAAACAUACAAUGACGCCUGGAAUCAAGGCAACGGAUUCUUUCAGAAAACGGAAAGUUGACCUUCAUAUCACAAUAGUUCAACAAUAGCUGCAUGGUGUUUGAUAUGGGAUAUGCGCGAAUAUAAUGCACAUCAACAACACAUAUUGUUAUACUCUUUGUGUUGUUCCUAUUGUACCAUAUUUCAGGCGAAGUAGCUGCUUUGUUAUAGAUAAAUCAUACGGGCUUAGGGCGUGCGUGCGAAUGAAUGAAACUCCUUAACAACGGAGGGCACUCAACGUGAAGAAGUAUGAAGGGUACUCUCAUUGGAGUUAAAGAAAACUACCAAGAGACCUUCCGUGUCAUGUCAACAGACAUGGCGGUGGUGUAGCAAGGACCGACACAGUAUGACACCUCUAUCAUCAGUAAAAGUCUACACGAAGAGAACAAGGGUGUUACCACUAUAGCCUGAUGCGAAAUGAAGUUUCUCAAAUUCUACGCGGCUUUAGCUCUGUUGGGAGCUAUCGCUUGUUUCAUCCUUGUGAGGAAGGUCUCUCCCAGGGACUUGAACUUCAGAUUGGGUUGGUAUCCGACCACGUCACGGCGUCUCAGUGCAAAUGGCGACGGGAGCCCGGGGAACGACAUCCGUGUCAAAGAGUGGUUGCGAAAUAAGACUAGUGAGGCCAUCCAUUCUCCUCACAGAAAGGAGCCGAAUCCGGGUGUUUCCGCAACGUCUAAGAAAAAUAACGAACGAGGUAUCGUCGCAGUAAAGUCAACUCCUCUGAAGAUAUCUAACCCGCUUCCACAAGCGAACGGUAAACCCGUCGGUAGGCCAGUCGCUUUAAAGCAAACCCCACAGAACGCGGAGACAGUGGUUACGCUGCCGAAGACACUCAACGUCGGAGGUGGUCCCAGAAACAACAUCAAUCCGCACGAUUACAGACUACUUCUAGACGAACCGCGUGCUUGUUUAGAUAAAGCAGGAACUCCCAAGAAAGUUUUUUUGCUGGUGUUUGUAACCAGCAUUCACGCACACAUCGAGCAGCGACAGGCCAUUCGCGAGACCUGGGGAAGCCCGCGGGAGGUGAGGGGCAAGGGGAUUGUCACGCUGUUUCUGUUUGGGUACAAUGGAAACGCGAACCUUCAGCGACAGCUGGAGGAGGAGUCUAGAAAGCACCACGAUGUGCUCCAGGAGGACUUCCAAGACGCCUACAGGAACCUGACGCUGAAGACCAUCAUGGGGAUGAAGUGGGCCAGUACGCACUGUCCCCAGGCCUCCUACGUCAUGAAGACGGACGACGACAUGUACAUCAGCUACGACAAUCUCAUCAAGCUCCUCACCAAUGCCGCAACCCCGUCUACAAACUACGCAGUUGGGUAUCUCAUCACAGGAGGCACUCCCUUUCGAGACCCUGCCAACAAAUGGUACAUGCCAAGGGAGAUGUAUCCGAAAUCAUCUUACCCAACCUUCCUCUCAGGAACAGGCUACGUUGUGUCGGGUGAUGUGGCUAGGAAAGUCUACGAGAGGUCGCUUCAGACCAAAUACUUACACCUGGAAGACGUUUAUGUAGCCGUGUGCAUGGAAGCGUUGAAUAUCACACCCCGUGGGGACGCCAAUUUUCACAACUGGCAUCUCCAGUAUUCCUUUCGUAAUUACUGCAGGCUGAUAAGCUCCCACUGGGCGCCCCCUCAGGAAAUGCGUAGAAUAUGGAGCGAACAGCAACGCCGUGGGCCCUGCUAGUGGCUCUAAUGAAGAACUGUUCUCGUGGCUGGGCUUCACUGUCCUGUUCAAGUGUUUAAACAAAGAAACAUUUUCCUCUGCACAGCAAUUUUUUUCGGAACUUCAUAGGGCCUACUCCUCUUUUAAGAAAACUUUAUUUUGUUAUUAUUUAUUAAAAUAUAUUUUGACAUCUCUUUUGGCAAAGCGCAUCUUUUAAACGUUAGUCAGGGAAGACGCUGUUUAUUUUGUUUGUGUUAAUCAAAAAUCGUGAAACCAACAUUUGCCUGUGACAAACAUUGCUGAGAAAGUGUUACACAUUUGUUUAUUGCCAUAUGCUUUGGAUCAAUGAAUCACCAAGAAAAGGGAACUUUGCCCACCAAAAUAUAAAAGUUCUACGUUUUAGUGCACAGAUCCCUAGCGUGGCAUGCGGAGUCUAAUUUUGAACGUGACGUGCAACUGGGCACAUUUUGUUCAUACUCAGUACAUCAGUUUCUUUGAAGUUCCAGAUCAAUCCGACAGAGGGUUCUAAUAAAGAGGGCCAUAGUUCAUGUUCUCGUACGUGCAUUAAGCACUUUUAAUCAUGAAAAGUUCACAUCAUUGGCAUUGACCUUCACAAGACCAGAGAAGACCAGUACCAGACUAACACGAGACCACCAGUCCGAAUUCAAGUCAGAAGCUACUCAAAUGAACUGCAACAAAAGUAUUCCCUUGUCACUGUUACUCGUGCAUGGUCUUGUGUCUGGUCAUGUGGCCUCGACUACAACACCCCCAAACAUCUGUGAAAAAUAUGUGACAAUGUGAGAGAAACGUACAAGGAGGUGGCUUCUGCUCCGGUUCUUUUCAAGCUAACUUGAAUCUAGCUGGAAUGAGUUUUCCCUGACAUAAUUCUUUCGUAAUGUUUGUAAUACUCAUAUUCAAUGUAUGAAAACUAUGUGAAAUCUCUAUUAGAUUGAAUGUAUUGAAAAUGUGCCUUUUUUACCUGUCAUGCUUGACAACCAAGGUUGUCUGCGAGGUUGUUGUAACGUUAUUGCAGGAAGACAUGAUUAAUUGCAUCUAUUUUUCUGACGUGAACCCGGAACUUACUCAGUGAAAACGUUUCUGACAAAGGGUUGAUCGCUUGCUCAUUGAUAUGUACUUACACAACGAGUCACGAAAAGAGACUAUAGGCCAGCAAACCUGUGUAAUAUUGAGUUUUUGACCCUGGGCUGACAUUACAGUUUCGCUUAUAAAUGUGUUACUCACUAGCAUAAAACGAAAAAGGCAAGGAAACAGCCUUUGAAACGGUGAACCAAAAUGUUUGGAAAUCCGAUUAACUGAGAUGCAAAGGUGCAUUUUGAGGUUUGUUGUCCAAAGCUUAUCCUUCGAGAUUCGGUUGUUCGGCUGUUGGCAGGAGACUGUAAUACACGUACUUGACUUAAGUUGCAUUUAAUACGCAGAAAAUCAGCACCAUUUCAGCUAAUAAUUAGCUUGAACAUGUUGUUUCGUAUUCGUCAUUCACAAGGUAUGAAAUACCUGGAAAAAAAGAGUAGUGGGAAAGAUACCACUUCUGGGAUAGGAACUUUUAUCGUCGAAUAUAUGUAUAUGUAUGUUAAACGAAGUAGCCUGAUUCUGUUUAUUACCAAGAUUACACUAGUUAAUUGAAUUGUUCUUUAGGCUAGGGUUGGACGGGGUUAAGUUUGGUUGAGCUAGGAUGUGAAGAUAAUAUCAAUUAAUAUAGAAUAAUUGAGCAAUAUUGUUAAAGAUCUCAUUCUGGUGAUGUCACUGCUCCUACUUACAACAAUACUGUGUUUGAUGGAUAAAAGAGUUUUGAUGAUUUAAAGGUGUUUCAUCUUGAGUUUUUUACCCACACGAUGUAUUUCUUUCUUUGUCGGUUUCAAGUUCUAGGUAAUUUAAUUUAAUCCAAGUUAAAAAGAAGAAAUAUUGUUUCUGUAGUGAUCGAUGUAUAGGUUGUUUUGCUUGCAACUAACCCAUAAGAGCCAUCGACCUGGCAUGGUUACUAUGAAACAUCUUUUAAUAUCUUUGUAAGUUCUUGUGUUAUUGAUCACAAUAAAUUAAUAAUUUGACUAAUUA